Molecule: messenger RNA, 1323 nt
Organism: Colletotrichum graminicola M1.001
Lineage: Eukaryota; Fungi; Ascomycota; Sordariomycetes; Glomerellales; Glomerellaceae
Product: aromatic prenyltransferase
Exons: 2
Coding region: 1-1323 (440 amino acids)
Biological process (GO): alkaloid metabolic process
Molecular function (GO): transferase activity, transferring alkyl or aryl (other than methyl) groups
Source: RefSeq, a predicted model, not a curated record
AUGACGCCAGAAACCAUCUCCAACGACUUCCAAACCAAUGUUGAUGCCCCGCGGCCUCCCCAGAAUUUCAAAGAGUUCAAGUCGCUAGUCAACAAUAACGAGGUCCCAAUUGACCCCCCUCUCAACCCAGAGCAUCGAUGGUGGUGGGAUAGAUGUGCACCGCUCCUGAACAGCCUACUCAACAGUGCAGAGUCGUAUACGUCUGAAGAAAAGGCAGAUCACCUGCGCGUCUUCCGCGAUGUUGUCGUGCCUUCUUUCGGUACUCCAACACCAAGGGCCAAAGUCAGGCCACUCCUUACGUACGAUGGCUCGACUUUUGAACCUUCUUGGAACUUUACCAAGGGCAAUGAUGGCGUUGUUCGCUACACCUUCGAGCCUCUUGGUGAUACCGCUGGCUCGGAGGAAGAUCCCUUUGCUGGGGAGAUUGGUCGCUCUUUGAUUCCAAUUCUCUCCCAGGUCUCUUCUGAUGUCGACCUACAGUGGUACAAGCAGGUCGUGAACGAGUGGUUCGUCACACCUGAAGAAGCAGUCGCCGCUCGUCAGAACAUGCCGCCGCAUAUCAAGCGCAUUCCACAGCUUUUCCUUGCCUACGACAUGAUACGAUCUAAGCGAAUGCUCAAGGCCUAUCUGUUCCCAGUGCUGAAACAUUUCGCAACGGGGGCAACGACAUCAGACCUUGUAUUCGACCUGAUUCCCAAGCUGCAGCCAUUCGGUGACAAGCUCGCCAUGCCAGCCAGAAAGUUGCAGAAAUACUUGGCAACCUGCAAAGAACCAUGUCUUGUUGAGAUGAUGGCUAUCGACUGCGUCGACCCAAGCAAAGCGCGCGUUAAAGUUUAUGCCCGAACCACAUCGAACUCCAAGUCCGUGCUGGCGGACGUCUUCACGCUCGGUGGUACUCAGACUGACGAAGCGACGUUGAAGGGAGUCGAGGCUGCGGAGAAGGUUUGGCAUCUUUUGCUUGAUGAGCCACAGGGCAUGGCUCCAGAUCAACGUAAGGAUGCCCGAGACAUGAAAAAUUUACAUAAAGGCAUUUGCUUUGCGUUCGAGUUGAAACAAGGAGUCGAACGGAUUGAUAUCAAAGCGCACUUGCCUUGGGGACAGACUGCGCGUAGUGAUUUCCAGACGAUUGAAAACUUUGCGCAAGUAUUAAGGAACGUAGGCUUGGACUCGGCAGAAAAGUUCCUUAAGGGAGCUUUGGAGACUGCUAAACUGCCCGGUCGAGACUACACCAAGCCAGGUGGCUUGUCAUACGUCUCCUAUAACUAUAAUCAGAACGGGCCUUAUUUGUCAUCGUAUUUCUCUCCGAAGAUCCAGGAUAACUAA